Molecule: messenger RNA, 5700 nt
Organism: Anopheles coustani
Lineage: Eukaryota; Metazoa; Arthropoda; Insecta; Diptera; Culicidae
Gene: ttk
Product: protein tramtrack, beta isoform
Exons: 4
Coding region: 1545-4340 (931 amino acids)
Biological process (GO): regulation of transcription by RNA polymerase II
Cellular component (GO): nucleus
Molecular function (GO): protein binding
Source: RefSeq, a predicted model, not a curated record
GGUGCACAGUAGGCUAUGAGCCGUGAAAAAGUGUAAAACGUUUUUGAUCGGUGCGGAUGAGAAGAAAAGUGUUCCUUUUCGUGGAAAAAAAUUAGUACAUGUGGUAAAUCGCCAACUGAUGUGUGUAUUUUCAAGUGAAUAACAGAUAACAAAAUUCAGUUUCAUUUGAAAAAAGAUUCAAAACGUCAAACAUACUUACUCCAGGAUCAAAAAAUCACAGCCUUGCUCCAACCGAUCCUUCACCGGGGCGCGGUUUCUCGUCGUUUUCUGUUAGUGUGUGACAUACUGGAUUUAUCGCGUUUCUUCCCGUUUCUGUACCGUACUACCAAUCCUUCCCGCCCUGCCGCUCGGUCGCUUGAAACGCCAAGGGACGAGGGAGAGGAGAGAAAGAGCACGUCAGUUCGCUGUCAGUUGCCUGCCGACCAUCAUCGUGGAAGAACGUACGGCGUGACGUCACUCGUCGGUGCGGUGUGUCCUGCUUUUUCCUGUUUCUUCGGGCGUGUUUGCAGCGCUCUCUAUACCCAUUCAUCAAUUAGCAUUGUCAUCAGUGGCGCGGGGCCGUCAUAAAAUUGCGGUUUCCGCCAUCCGUCGUCCAGCUGUGCCCCGUUGUGCCGUAAUGUGUGUCUCGGUGUAGGGCGCGACAAAUCUAAGUGAAUCCGUCACUGUUCCGUCUCUUCUGGGUGUCGCCAGUGGAGUUUGUUCAACAUUUCACCCCCGAACCGGGCGCACAAUUUUAUUGGCAAUGAAUUCUUCCACACCGAACGCCGGAACGCGCCGAAAUUGAAACCGUUUGUCCGGGUGUUCCGCAAAAGUGUCGAAAAAGCCCCAUUAGAUGGAGGAAGAGUGAGUGUUGGUUCACCGCGAAAAGUUGAUGAAUGAAGAAACGAAAACGCGUGACCCCUUCGCGCGGUUAUCGGAAAAUGAAAGAAGAAGCUGAAGCAACGGUGCAUUCGAUGGAAAUUUGUGAAAAUGUUUGUGGCAUGGUGAUGGAAAAUUAAGCUAACGAAAAGCACAAACCAAAGUUUAGAAGAAAAAAGUGAUUGAAGAAAAUAUUUAACGGUAGCGAUUAAAGUCUGUGCAUCUGCAAUACACGUGCACGGUUGUGUCUGGUGUGUGUGUUUCAACUAACUAGGAAAAAGAAUUCACGCAGUUCAAGGAUAUAGUCGCAGCAAGCAUCGUUUUUAUAAACGCAGUGAAAAAGCUACCAAACAAUCAACGUGAACUGGAAAGACUGAAUCACCGCUUAGUUCAAUCUGUGCUGGAAAGAAAACCACCGUCCUCCCGCGUCCGUCGUCAUCUGCCACUUAUCUCUCCGCCCCCGGGACGAAAGAUAACAAAGGACGACGAGAAGACGACGUCUCGGGUGAGAUAAGAAGAGUUAUAAGGCACAGAACAGUUCGUCCGCGGUGCGGAUAAGCUCCUCCAUCCACCAAGAGGAGGACGAUCAGGAAGAAAUAAAAGCUAAAAGACAGCAGAGAUAAAUCUCAUCAUCAUCAUCCUGGCAAAGCGAAACGUGCAUCGUAACGCGUAACAACAGCAGCAAAAUGUCAUCCCAAAGAUUUUGUCUCCGGUGGAACAACCACCAGACGAACCUGCUCUCCGUGUUCGAUCAGCUGCUGCACGAAGAAACGUUCAUCGACGUGACGCUGGCCGUCGAAGGGCAGCACCUGAAGGCACACAAGAUGGUGCUGUCGGCGUGCAGUCCGUACUUCCAGCAGCUGUUCGUAAACCAUCCCGAGCGGCAUCCGAUCGUGAUCCUGCGCGACAUACCGUACAAAGACAUGAAGUGCCUGCUGGACUUCAUGUACCGCGGCGAGGUAUCCGUCGAUCAGGAUCGGCUGGCCGCGUUCCUGCGCGUGGCCGAGAGCCUCAAGAUAAAGGGGCUCACGGAGGUGAACGACGACAAACCGAACGGUCCGCCGUCUUCAUCCUCGUCGUCCUCGCCGUCGGCGGGCGGUGGUGCCACGGCAGCCGCCGCCGGUUCUACCACCACACAAUCCACCGGCAGUGGCGGAGGUCACACGGCAGGAGGAGGAGGGGGUGGAGGAGGCGGAGGCGGAGCUGGCUCUGCAGGCACCAGAGGAACCCACACGACAGCGUCGACCGUUGCAAGCACACAGGGUUCUGGUAGUGUUGUUUCGACAAGAAGCUACACCGACGAUGGGCGAACAUCGCCGGCCCUCGGCAGUAUUAACGCUGGCACGUCGCCUGCCCAGUCGCAGAUUGGCGGUAGCCAGCUGAAGCAACUCCCACCACUGAUCGCCGCCAGCGGCAUCGUUACCCGCAGCCACAGCAACAGCCUGCUGCAUCAGAACCACCACAGCACCAGCGGUAGCUCGAUGCUGCAAACGAAUCCGCUCCUCGGGUCGGCUCUCUCGCAGCAGAAGCGCAAGCGGGGUCGUCCCCGGAAGCUGUCCGGAAGUGACACCGGUGGUGAGGGAGAAAAUUUCCCCGGCGCGGACGAAUACGACAGCAGCUCGAUGGAUGUGAUGGACGUGAAGAUGACCACCGGCAGCGGCGGUUCGAACUCGGGCGACGAAGAGGGUUCCGGCCAGUUGCGCAUCGUGACGAGCCGCUCGGGUGAAGACGACGAGGUGGUGGUGCACCAUCGGCGGCGAACGGACGAUGCCGCCAUCGGUGACGAUGAGGACGCGAUCGAUGACGCCGAGGACCUGGUGGACGACGAGGAACUGUUGGACGCCGACGAGCAGCAGGAUGAGCGUGAGGAAAAGGAUGGCGCAACACCUUCGGUUUUGGACGACUCGAUGGAAAUCGGUGGCGGAGAACAACAUCAGCUGGCGAAUAAUAACAACAGCAACCGGAAUCAGAAAAGGCAACAGCAACAGCAGAACAACGUUUCCAAGCUGAGGUCGGGAUCGAAGCGGAGCAAAACGGUGGCAAGCAGCAGCACCAACCUACGCAACAACGAGAACAGCAUGUCCGACUCGAAAGACUCGUUCGUGGAAGACGACAACGGCAUCCAGAUGGAGGAAACGGGAGGCGAGGAGGAGGAAGAGGACAUCGAGGAGGAUCAGUAUGACGAGCGCGAGCUCAACUCGAGCCUGAUGGAACCGCAGCUGCUGCUGGACGAGUUCGACGAGCCGGUGGAGUUCAAGUUCGAUCCGCGCGGAGACAGCGGUGCGGUCGAUUCGACCUCAAACUCGAGCUAUCCGCCACCGCCGCUGCAGCCGAAACCGGGUCUCAAGCUCGCGGCGGGUGGACCAGCCUCGGCAGCCGGUACGCGUAUGCCACAAAUCUCCGUCGUGCCAACGACGGCCCUGCAAAUACCGAAGCUCGCCCCGCUAACCGACAAAGCGGGUGCCCCGACGAGGGCCCACAAACGGGUGCGUCUCAUGGCAUCAAAGAAACCGAACGGCAUGACCACCACGCAGACAAUCUUGAACAACCUGAACAACAACUUGACCGAAAGUCUGAUCUCAACCUCGAACGCUGGCGGUGGUGGUGGCCAAUUGCCCCUGCCCGGGCUAGGCUCCGAGAUGUACGACAUGUUUUCGAGCAGCGUACUGCGCUCCUCCAGCCCGCGGUCGAACUCCAACUCCCCGUCCGUGAGGGGAGGGGGUGGUGGAGGUGGUGGUAGUGGUGCAGGUAGCGACAGUGGCUCGCGACCGCACAAGUACGCCGUGAUCGACGACGCGGAGGGCAGUGUGCGCGAUUUCUGUACCAAAGAGGGCGACCACGUGUACCGGUGUAAGGUGUGUGCGCGCGUCUACACGCACAUCAGCAACUUCUGCCGGCACUACGUGACCUCCCACAAGCGCAACGUGAAGGUGUACCCGUGCCCGUUCUGUCUGAAGGAGUUUACGCGCAAGGACAACAUGACGGCCCAUGUGAAGAUCAUCCACAAGCAGGAGUUUGCGCAUCAGCAAUCGCCGGGCGUUGGACCGGGCGGGACUUCGCCGGCAGGAAGUAAUUCCCGUGGCGAGGACAAGUCGUUCAGCGCCAGCCUGCUGCUCGGCAAGCCCGAGUCGUCGACCAACGGUUCGGCGGCCGCUUCGAACACGGCGUCGAUUAUCAACGCCGUCGGGCUCCAGCCGAAGGUACCGAGCGGUGGCGGUGGCGGUGGGGGCGGGGGCGGUGGCAACAUCCGGAUAGUGUUUCCCUUUCCAACCGGCGGCCAGUCGUCGUCUUCGGCUUCUGCGGCGGCGGCCAACACCAACUCCGGAAGCACUACGUCGUCCUCCACGGGCAUCAGCAUCAAGAAAGAGUUUCAGGACAAGUCAUCCGCCAACUCGUCCGGUGCGAACUCACCGACCGGGUCCGUCUCUUCCAGCUCCAGCGGACUCGCAGCGCAACCGGCCACCGCAACCGUCAGUCAGUGAUCGAGCACGAUCAUCAUCAUCGAGCAAGAGCAGUAGUAAACGCGUGGUUACCAAGGACCCCCACAGAUCGACCCUCCGUUCUUCCGGAAGCGACGACAAAAACCCCCGGACACAACACUACACCCUGCGAAGCAAGCAUUAACACACAAAACCCCACAUUCACAACACGAGAGGCUAAUAAUUAAACGAUCCGGUGGUUUGUUGUGUGUCCUAAAUCCGUGGAAGGAGGGAAAGGCGAGUGGGGGAAACCGAGACACAGAGCGUCACCUCACACACACACCCCCGUAUCCAGUCGUGCGGUGUGUGACGGUGGUGACGAAAGCAUUUUCCGCCACUUCCCCAAGGAGCUGGCUAGAGAAAAAUCAUUCCUUUAAAAGGGUAUUUCGUAAUUUAAGAAUUUGCGUUCCCUUCUCGGCUAUUUUGAGGUCGAGAUAUGCAGAUGGUGGAAGGAGAUGUAUUGUAGGAUACUUGUGCAAGAGAGAAAGAGGCCCGGCGUCGACGACGUUGCAGUGUUUGUUUUAUUUUUUGUUCUUUUAAGCUGUGUUUCUAUUUUAGAUACCAUGAAUGUUAGUCGGGAGCGCGUUUGUUUUUUUUUUUUUUGGAGUACGCUAUUGUAAUGUUUUAUAUUUUGUUUUAUAAAAAUUAGUAACACUACACAAAAAGUAACAGAAAGCUAGAAUUGUAUGGCAAAUGCGAAUGGGGGUGAGUUUACGAUGGCGAGCAGCUUUUUUUUUUUCCUAUCGUCACAUUAAGGGUUGUACGUGGGCAGACGACAUUUAAUAAUAUUAUUAGGGAGAGAAAAUCAUCCCCGAAUGAACUGUACAGUAGGAGAUACACAGACACAGACACCCACACCCGAGGUGGGGUUAGAUUUACUUGUACACAACACAACUACACAAAUGUAGCAUUAAUUUUGUAAACUGUUUUGUUUCCAAAGGGUACAUUCACUGGCCUGCCAAUGGUAUCCAAUGGGUGAACGAAACAAAACAACCGCUUCACGAAGGUCUUCCUCCAAAAAAGUCGGAAACCGAAACAGAAUGGCAGUCCUCUCCCCCACGAGCCGCGACCUACUGGAGUGAUCGUAUCCAACGAUCGCGAAAGUAUGUCUAUCCGGUAGGGUUGGGACGACGACCACGUCAAUGUUUCUUUGUGUUUUCCUUUAAUUUUUUAACGUUUUCUAAAAACAACACAUAUUUAAUUUAUGUUUAAACUACAAUCCCCCAUCCCCGAAGAGAGAACGCAAAGAAUGCGGUGUUUUUCAGAAACGGGAUCGUCUUCAAAGAGCUCGUGCUUUUAUAAGGCGAUAAUCGGGUUUCCAAGAAUCAUCCAAGGAUUUACAAUAAAAAAGAAACGAUUGUUA